AUGCACGCCCAUAGACGCUGUGCUUGUAUGCAUGCGCGCGAAUACCAAGACCAUUUUGUCUCACGACUACUAACCACCAUGUCACAACCCCAUUCUCGUCUGCGGUCUCGUCUGAGGCACUCAGCGGCUCUGUCGCGACUGACUAGUGCUACAAGAAGACCAUCCUUACGUCGGAGGUCACUUUCAGCUUCGUCUCUCACAAAACUUUUGCUUACUUCGACUACUGUCGAUUCCGAUUCGUCGAUUCCAACGGUUUCUGCAACCAUUGACAAUACUCUUCCCCUUGAUUUCUUCAAACUGGACUUGGUGGGAGUUAUAAAAGCCCUCAAGGUCAGUAAAUGGCACAAGAGACAGCUUAUACCAGCGCAGUUGUCGGUGCAACGUAUUCUGGGUGCUUUAACGAACUCGAUCUACAAGCUUGAAUACAAGGAUCCAGUACUGAAUGUCAACUUGCCUGCUCUCUUGCUUCGUGUUUACGGAAAAAAUGUUGAUCUGGUUGUUGACAGGGAUACUGAGCUCGAGGUUUUGAUCAAAUUGCUGCAGAAAAAAAUUGGUCCUCGACUUUUGGGAAUUUUCAUCAAUGGUAGAAUCGAACAAUUUUUGGAAGGCUACGUUACGCUUAAUCGAUUACAAAUCCGAGACGCCGUGAUUUCACAAAUGAUAGCGAGAAGAAUGAAGGAUCUUCACUACAAAUUGGAAUUGGAUGAUAAGGACCGUAAAGGCAUCCCAGCAACUUGGAAAUUUAUUUUGAGAUGGUUAGACCUUUUUGAACGGACAAUUUUGCCCACCUGGGACAACUUUGACCAUCGGGAAGCAUUUUUGACUGAUUACCGUAAAUUUAGAGAUGCAGUCUUGAGGUACAGAAAAUGGUUAUUUGACCAAUAUGAGGAGGAUAUCAGCACAAACUUGAGGUUUUGUCACAACGAUACUCAAUAUGGUAACCUUCUUUUACAUGAUCUGUUCUCGCCUGAGGAUAUUAUAGUGCCACAAGAGUCAUCGUCUCUCACAUCCACCACCAAUAAGAAGGACACCAACUUGGCAGUAAUUGAUUUUGAGUACUCUGGACCAAAUUUUCCUGCCUACGACCUUGUGAACCAUUUUUGUGAAUGGAUGUCUGACUACCACAAUGAAGAAUGCUCAUACUAUAUUCAUCACGAUCGCUAUCCCACCCAAUUAGAGCAGCUCAAUCUCAUUAAAUCGUACGUGGAGUACGACUUCCAUUAUCCUUCAAGUAACUACAAAACCAACGCUAAUGUGGAUGUGACUUCGGUGACCGAUAUACUUCAAUACGAAAUCAGGAAACUCUACAACGAGUGCAUUUUGUGGCGUCCAACAGUGCUGAUUUUUUGGUGCUUAUGGGGCCUUAUCCAAAACGGACCUGAGAACGAUACCACUACCGAUGACUUGGGUUCGAGAAAGGAAGAGCAGGGCGUAGGAGCUACUUAUAGUAUUUCUACUGGGGUCGAUGCUUUACAAUUGGACGAAAAUGUGGUUGUUGAAGAUGAGAUCACUUCAAGUGACGACAGUUUCGAGUACCUCAAGUAUGCCCAGCAAAAGGCUUCUCUCAUGUGGGGAGAUCUUAUUGGUUUAGGCAUUGUGGACGAGCUGCAAGUCGAUCAAUCAAUGCAUCACCUUAUCAAGCAUUUAGACUGUGGAUUAUUCGAGUUGGCUGCGUAA
Messenger RNA from Meyerozyma guilliermondii ATCC 6260, 1677 nucleotides. Its product is annotated as bifunctional choline kinase/ethanolamine kinase. The record is from RefSeq and is a predicted model, not a curated record. The transcript has a single exon. Gene Ontology annotation, molecular function: ethanolamine kinase activity; choline kinase activity. The coding region runs from base 1 to 1677 and encodes 558 amino acids. Gene Ontology annotation, cellular component: cytoplasm. NCBI's taxonomy places the organism in Eukaryota, Fungi, Ascomycota, Pichiomycetes, Serinales, Debaryomycetaceae. Gene Ontology annotation, biological process: phosphatidylethanolamine biosynthetic process; phosphatidylcholine biosynthetic process.